Chondrus crispus (carragheen) is the source of this 2326-nucleotide messenger RNA. RefSeq lists its product as hypothetical. The transcript has 2 exons. The record is from RefSeq and is a predicted model, not a curated record. The coding region runs from base 1 to 1212 and encodes 403 amino acids. Gene Ontology annotation, molecular function: O-methyltransferase activity; 3-dehydroquinate synthase activity. Lineage: Eukaryota; Rhodophyta; Florideophyceae; Gigartinales; Gigartinaceae.
AUGGCAGUCACUAAAGACGCUACUCUUUUCACAGCGCUGGAGACUGCCGGAAAUCGUCUGGUGGAGACCAAGUUUGGAGUGGAGCAAUGUGACCGUGGUUCUGAUAUCGAUGUUCUCAGCGAAUCAAUCAUCGCAAAAGCUAUGGACGGCUAUGUCCGCUCAGAGUACGGAAACUUGUGGGAGACCCAUCAGUGCCGUCCACACGCGUACGGGCACACCCGGUCGCCCGGUUUCGAACUUCAAGCAGGUCUCCUUCAUGGUCAUGCAGUUUCGAUUGGUAUGGGUUAUGGCGCGUACCUUUCAUUCCUAGAAGGCUGGAUUACGGAGAGAGAGUUUCACCGGAUUCUUAAGGUGAUGAGUACAGUUGGACUCUCACUGCGGCAUGACAUCCUUGAGAAUCCAGACUCCCUCUGGUCUUCGCAGGUGAAGAUGACGGAAAAGCGAGGCGGCAACCUUUGUGCCCCGAUACCACGCGGUGCGAUUGGAAAGUGCGGAUACCUGAACGCAUUGACGCGAGAAAGGAUGGAAGGAACCUUGAUUGAGUACCAGAACAUUGCGAAAAAAUACCCUAGGAAAGGUUCCGGUAUUGAGCCGCACUGCCGAGAUGUCGGUCUGGAGGAUCUAUCGACUGUUAAACAACAUGCUGCCCAUGCUGUUCCUAAAGGGAGCUUAGCGACUGAUGCUGCAAUGUCUGAAAAUCCAGUCGCUGAUCCCUCGGAGAGCAACGGAGAAAAGGGACAAAGCAACAUUGAAGCAUACAAUCAGUGGAUCUCAGAGAAGCAAGUUAGCCGCAAUGAAGGUGAGACAUCAUCUUCUUUAAACAGCGUGCUUUCAACUGCAACGAAGAGUGAUACACUUAAGCCCCCUGCUUUCGAACACUCCACAUUGUUUUUCCCGGGCGCCGAAGAAUAUGCAAAUGCCAUGACAUCCCCUCCGACAGCCGACUUCGUCAACAUUGCCAACGAAACAAAGGCGGCGAAACUUUUCGCUCCGUGCAUGGUAGGUCCCAUCGAAGGCCAAUUUUUGAAGAUGGUCGCACAAAUUAAGAGUGACAAGAGGAUUCUUGACAUUGGAACAUUCACCGGAUACCCCGCACUGGCUUUGCAGAUAGAAUUCCUUCAAUUGGAGAAGUCGUCACGAUUGAAGCAGACAACGCUGCAGCUGCUGUUGCUCGAAAAUGCUUUAAGAGUGCCCAGAAUGGCUACAAAGUGAAGCUGCUUGAGACAGAGGCGAGGAAGGCAGUAACCGACAUGGUCCAUACUGGAGAGCAAUGUCAUAUCGUAUUUUUGGAUGCAGAUAAGACCAACUACAGGCAUUACUACGAAGCAGCUUUGAACUUGCUCAACGAGGACGGCCUCAUCAUGGCUGGUAACGCGUUAUGCUCCCUUGUUUACGAAGAAAACGAUCCUGUCCGUCAAAGUUUGCAUGAGUUUGCGCAGUUCGUGAGAAAUGAUAAGCGUGUAGAACAACUGAUGUUGACUGUUCGCGAAGGUGUGCUCCUCGUCCGGAAAGUGUGAAAGUGCGAUUUUCGGUAGUAGUACUUGUUGUAGAACGAAAACUUUACUCCGAAAAUAUUGAAAGGAUUCGUUGAUACACGGUUCCGUCUCCCGUGUGAUGUAAAGUCAAAAUAUGGAAGAAGAUGGGCAGAAGAGAGAUCCUUCCAAUGCUGAUGAUGCUGAUGAUGCUGAUGUGCAGAUGACGAAAGAAUCAGAGGACCAACCGGAUGUGCAAAUUAGAAGAACUGAAGACUGCACUUAAGGCGGUAGCCCCUAUCAUUCCUUCACAGACAACGUCUGCGAUGCUACCGCGACUCCAGAUAUUCCGAUGACAUCCAACGAGGAUGUCAGAACGGAGGGCGAUACCGGAGAAGCGAUGCAAGACGCGUCGGAAGGUCCAGAUGUCGUCGAGCCAAGCGUGGAUCCGACGACAAGUACGGGCGACUGGCGUGCUACAACUAGAAGGCACGAGGCAGCGAGGGGGAUCUGGAUUUGUACUGCGAUUGGUAUGGGCGCAGCGUGUUGCUCACGCCGGAAGACAUGGUCCGAAGCGGGGGGAAGGGGUGCGUUGAGUUUGACGUUGCGACGAGCCAUUAUGUUUUCUGAAGACAAGAAUGUCGUCAUGGGAAUGCUACUGUCGAACAGAGGGAGCCCGCGAAGGCGAUGGCAUCGAUGAUGCAUUAUCAUCAAAUAUUAUGUUGGGGACGAGCGGUGUAGGUCGGUGGCGGGUUCGGGCGGAGGGUGUCUGGAGGUUGGUAGCGUGCAGUGAUGUAGAUAGUAGGCGGUGAUGCAGAUAGUAGAACGAUGUAAAUGGGAGCGGUUAAGAAGCA